AUGAACGACAUCUCGUUCAAGGAAAAACGACAAGCCUACGUCCACGCUUUUCGUGUUUUCGCUGGUCAAGGCAAGAUCCCAAUUUGGAUCGACGAGACAAACUUCAACUUGUUUACAUCUCGGAUCAAGGCACGAGCCAAGCGUGGGCAACGAGCUGUUGUCGUACGUGGGGGAACUCAAAAAGGAAAGAACCUCCACAUCAUCGGGGCGAUGUCAACAACAAACUUCUUUUACUGCGAACAUAAGCGUGGGGCAUACCGAAACACUGAAGCCAACGAAUGGCUUCAACGAAUGCUCCGUGCUGCCAAUGCGCACUACGGAAGCCUUGACGACAUCAUUGUUAUUGCUGACAACGCUCCCUGUCACUCGAGUUUGUUCACAAUGAUGAUGUCGCCAGUGGUCAUCAAGGGUCGCUCUGUGGGGGUGCCAAACUUCAAAGAAGCCGAGGAUGUCGCUCUCGCGCGUGCGUACGUUCAAGAGUCGACAGUCGCAGCAAUCGGGACAGACCAAUCUGGCGAUACAUUCUGGUGCAAGGUUGGCGACGCUUACAACGCGAUCAAACCCGACGGCUCGCCGAAUCGCUCGGUGUCAUCGUUGACCAGCAGAUUCAACGGAACACUGGCUAAGGCAACCAACAAAUGGGUCGGCUGCAUGACGGACGCGCUGCGACAGUAUCAUAGCGGCUGGCAGUACGCAGACUACAUCCAAAACGCCCAUGUCGAGUACGCACUUGCAAACAAAGACAAGAGAUACGCACAUGAAUCUGUAUACGCCGUUCUGUGUAAGAUCCCCAAGUUUGCUAUCGACACGGAGCAGAUCGAAAGUCGAGUCAACGCUGCGCUUGGGCUUGACGACGUCGAAUCUGGUGAUGGUUCCGAGGCGCCUGUCAUUCAUUCUGCGAUACGGCCUGAUGUCGGCAAAAAGGCCGACAAGAAGCGGAAGCUCAAUGCUACUGUAGCAUCCGACGGCGAUGGCCUUGCGCCCAAGGAAUUACAAGCUGUUGAGGAAGCCGUCGCGGCGACCAAGGAGAAGAACGUUUUGCUCAAGGAGAGUCUACUCAUCCAGCAGGAAAGCUUGCGGGUUGCUGCACUCAAUUCGCGCAUUGCGUUUUUUCAGCAAUGUCCUGACAGUGAAGCGUCCAAGAUGUUUUUUGCCAUGCAGUCAAAGCUCUUCCUAGCUGAGAUGGAGGAGGAGAAUCGCCGCCUUGCUGAUGGUAAAGUUGAGAUGCAUCCAAGCGAGAAGUGAUCAGUAAGGGCAUGAAUUGAAUUGCGAGGAUUUUAUCAACAAUAUAACCAGUGCAAAUAUUUU
Messenger RNA from Aphanomyces astaci, 1308 nucleotides. RefSeq lists its product as hypothetical. The transcript is spliced from 2 exons. NCBI's taxonomy places the organism in Eukaryota, Oomycota, Saprolegniomycetes, Saprolegniales, Verrucalvaceae. The coding region runs from base 1 to 1245 and encodes 414 amino acids. Gene Ontology annotation, molecular function: nucleic acid binding. The record is from RefSeq and is a predicted model, not a curated record.